This is a messenger RNA of Geosmithia morbida, 2739 nucleotides long. RefSeq names its product 5'-3' exoribonuclease 2. Bases 1 to 2739 code for a protein of 912 amino acids. Gene Ontology annotation, molecular function: zinc ion binding; 5'-3' RNA exonuclease activity; RNA binding. Gene Ontology annotation, biological process: nuclear-transcribed mRNA catabolic process. The transcript is spliced from 4 exons. Gene Ontology annotation, cellular component: nucleus. The record is from RefSeq and is a predicted model, not a curated record. Lineage: Eukaryota; Fungi; Ascomycota; Sordariomycetes; Hypocreales; Bionectriaceae.
AUGGGUAUUCCCGCGGCUUUCCGAUGGCUCUCCAACAGAUACCCAAAGAUCAUUUCGCCAGUCAUUGAGGACCAGCCUGUUGUCAUGGAUGAUGGAUCUGAAAUCCCUGUUGACAUAACGAAGCCCAACCCGAAUGGCGAAGAGUUUGACAAUCUUUACCUCGAUAUGAAUGGUAUCGUGCAUCCGUGUUCACACCCAGAAGACAAGCCGGCUCCCAAAGACGAGGAGGAAAUGAUGCUUGAGGUAUUCAAGUAUACGGACCGUGUUGUCAACAUGGUUCGCCCCCGAAAAAUGCUUGUAAUAGCAGUCGAUGGCGUUGCGCCGCGUGCUAAGAUGAACCAGCAGCGAUCGAGACGUUUCCGUUCAGCCCAGGAAGCAGAGGAGAAGGAGCUUGAGAAGCAAGAAUUUAUCAAGCUACUCAAGCAGCAAAACGGCGGCGAGUCGUCCCUCGAAAGCAAUGAAAGCAUUUCCAAGAAAGCUUUCGACUCCAAUUCAAUUACGCCAGGUACACCAUUUAUGGACAUUCUUGCCACAAGUCUUCGUUAUUGGUGCCAGUACAAGCUCAACACCGACCCUGGCUGGGCCAAGCUCAAGAUCCUUAUUUCGGAUGCUACUGUUCCUGGAGAGGGAGAGCAUAAGAUUAUGUCUUUUGUUCGCUCGCAGAGAACCUCCCCUGAUUACGAUCCCAACACGCGCCAUGUCAUUUAUGGCCUUGAUGCCGAUCUCAUCAUGCUCGGACUUGCUACUCACGAACCCCACUUUCGUGUUCUACGCGAGGACGUCUUCUUUCAAGACAGCAAGUCAAGGACAUGUAAACUGUGCGGCCAAAAGGGCCACGAGGCCCGGAACUGUAAGGGCGAGGCUAAAGAGAAGGAGGGUGAGUUCGAUGAGAAGGAUAAUGCUGUCACUCUCAAGCCUUUUAUAUGGCUACACGUUCCAGUUCUGAGGGAGUACCUGGCUAUUGAACUCAGUGUAUCUGGCCUUCCUUUUAGGUUCGAUCUGGAGCGUGCAGUGGACGAUUGGAUUUUCAUCAUGGGAGGAUAUGUGACCAAGGAUGGCCACAUUGACAUGCAGAGAGCCCAGUGCAUUCUCGACGGGCUCGCAAAGCAGGAAGACGCAAUUUUCAAGAGAAGGAAGGAACAGGAGGACCGACGUGAAGCAAAUGCGAAGCGACGAAGGCUCCAAAACGACAAUGGCGCGAGAAAUAGCGCUUCUGGAGGGAAGCGGAAUAAUCAUCAAGAUCACACGCCCAGCCAAAUGCUUCAUCCGAUCGGAUCAUUCCCCAACAAGCCUACUCAGGCUCUGACCCACGAUAUGGUUUUCAACCGCGAUGUGGUCAAUGAUACCAAUGCUGCCAACAAGAGUGCAGCUAGUGUGCUGAAGAGCCAGCUGAAGAGUGUCAAGGUUUCUUCUGACAAUGCGGAAGGCGGGGGCUCUUCUUUAUCACUGGGAAAACGGAAGGCAUCGGAGCUUGGAGAGGACAGCGAGAUCCCUGCAGCGACUAAUGCACAGGGAAAUGGCGCGCUAUCGGCCGGCGUGGAUAGACUGCCAGCUGACGAUGUUCGGCUGUGGGAAGACGGUUACCAAGACCGUUACUACCAACAAAAGUUUCACAAAGACCCCAGCGACAUUGCGUUCCGCCAGCAAGUGGGACGGGCCUACGCCGAGGGGCUGGCCUGGGUCCUGCAAUACUAUUUCCAGGGAUGUCCUUCUUGGGAAUGGUACUACCCCUAUCACUACGCUCCAUUUGCCGCCGAUUUCAAGGAUCUCGACAAAAUGAAUAUCACAUUCGAGAAAGGCCGUGUUUCACGCCCGUUCGAACAGCUGAUGAGCGUUCUGCCGGCUGCCUCACGACACGCUCUGCCUGAGGUUUUCCAUGAUCUCAUGUUGAACAAAGACAGCGACAUCAUUGAUUUCUACCCGGAAACAUUCGAAGUCGACCUGAACGGCAAAAAGAUGGCAUGGCAAGGCGUAGCAUUGUUGCCGUUCAUUGACAUGUCACGGUUACUUGCUGCUGUUCAGGCAAAGUAUCCAAUGCUCAGCGAGGCAGACACAGCUCGUAAUUCAGUGGGCAAAGACGUCCUCAUCCUUUCCGAUGCCCAUGAAGGCAUAUACGACGAAAUUCUCACCAACUUCUACUCUAAGAAGCAGGGUGCCCCACAGUUCAACCUGAAUCUCAAAACUAGUGGUGGUUUGUCAGGCAAGGUGAUCAAGCAGCAAACUGAUUACGUCCCCCAUGGCACGCUGCAAUAUCCGUUGGAGCGAAAGUCAAUGCCGGAUCUUGAGUAUGACCACUCAGUAGUGCCAGGCGAGGUGGCCGAGGGUAUGGAGGCGCGCCGCUGGGGAGAUUCAACUCAUCCAACAACCAACAACCUAUGCACUACGGCCCAAGCCACCAAGGAGGCAGCCAAGGAGGCAAUCGCGGAGGAUAUCGCGGAGGCGGUUAUGGGCGUGGCGGUUAUGGGACUCCUUAUUCGGGUCCCCCGCCACCAUCUUGGCAACCGCCCCCUCCAGGAACCCCGGGAUUUGGCAUGGGCGUUCCGCCUCCGCCUCCGGCGCAUCACCGUGGUGGUAGAGGUGGCGGAUACAAUCAAGGGUGGGGGGGGCACCAUUCGGGACCUCCCGGGUACCCUGGGUAUCAAGGCCAUCCGCCUUCGCAACAUCACAGACCCAAUGGUCAAUAUCGGGAUUCUCGAGGCUACAGGUAAUUUGGAAUAUGCCUCGGCACAUGUAAUGUAG